AAUGUUUACCUUAUUCUUCGCAAUCUUGUGUGUCAUCUCAAUCCUUCUUCGCAACUGUUUGUGCUAGCAAAGACAUAUAUAAAGCCGAUCCUGGCCGAUCUGAUCUCAGUUCUCAAAAUGUUGCGACCAGUGCAUUUGAUCUUACUUGUCUCAAUGAUGGUUUUGGUAUCCUGUUUGGAGGAGCCUUUAAAACCUGCUACUAUGGAGGUUGAAUCUUCUUUGAAUAAUGUCAAGGACUUGAAUGCUGAUGCAACUGCUUAUGACUCUGAUAGACAGCAUUAUGGACAUGGAUGGAAUGGUGGUGGUGGCGGUGGACACGGAGGUGGUGGCGGUGGACACGGAGGUGGUGGAAAUGGACAUGGAGGUGGUUGGGGUGGACAUGGAGGUGGUUGGGAAGGAAGGGGCGGUUGAUGAUGAUGCAAACAGAAAGAACAGUAUCCAGUAAAACAUUACUGAAAUAUCAAAUUAUUGUAACAUUUGUCACUUCGCUUUUUCCAUGAUUAUAAUUUCCACAAUAUCUAAUCCUUUAAAAAAUAAAUGUUAUUUCCAAUA
Bombus impatiens (common eastern bumble bee) is the source of this 552-nucleotide messenger RNA. Its product is annotated as glycine-rich cell wall structural protein. The transcript has 3 exons. Bases 118 to 411 code for a protein of 97 amino acids. NCBI's taxonomy places the organism in Eukaryota, Metazoa, Arthropoda, Insecta, Hymenoptera, Apidae. The record is from RefSeq and is a predicted model, not a curated record.